AAAUUCAUCCAUUUGUCCGCUGGCAGUCUGGACGUUUGGUCAGACAGCGAGCGUCAGAAAGGUCGUUGGCAUCGGAAUUCGCGAUCGCGCUCUUCGUUUUCGGUCGUUGAUGUUCAGUUUUUUGAGUUAUUUUCGGAACCGUGCUGCAAAUGGCGAAUAAAACGCUUACGGAGAUUCUGCUGAUCGAUUAUCGGUGGAUUAUCGUGAUACUGUUUCUACUACCGGCCUCAUUCCUGUACAAUCUCUUCUACAGCAUCCGUAGUAGAAUCAUAUUCAAGCUGCAUUCUGCUCCCAAAAGUCACGAUGCAAAAGUAGCAGCCAUCCAGCGACAGGUCCGAAAAUGGAAAGAUUCUGGUUCAACAUCCAAAAUGUGUACAGCCCGCCCGGGAUGGCAGACGAUGAGCUUCAGAAAACCAAUGUAUAAGAAAUCAUCUUACCAGAUAAACUGCAACUUGGUAGAUGUUCUGGAGGUUGACACUGAUAAACGUGUAGUACGCGUUGAACCUCUCGUCACCAUGGGUCAACUGUCGGAAACCUUGGCAGCCAUAGGCUGGACAAUAGCCGUCGUUCCCGAACUGGAUGAUCUAACUGUGGGCGGUUUGGUUAUGGGCACAGGAGUAGAGUCUAGUUCCCAUAUUUUCGGGCUGUUUCAGCACAUUUGUGUUUCGUAUGAACUGGUUCUGGCCGAUGGAAGUGUUAUAAAGUGUUCCGAAACCGAAAACAGUGACUUGUUUUACUCGGUUCCGUGGUCCUACGGCACACUUGGUUUACUGACAGCGGCGGAGAUCAAAAUUAUUCCUGCCACAACAUACAUACGAUUGCACUAUGAACCAGUUAUUGGACUCCACGCUAUUGUGGACAAGUUUGAAGGUGCUUCACGGGACACGAAAAACAAUCAUUUUGUGGAAGGACUUUUGUACUCCCUGAACGAGGGAGUUAUCAUGACAGGUGAAAUGGUCGAUGACAGUGAGAUCGAAUCGGACAAGGUCAACGAUAUUGGAAAAUGGUACAAACCCUGGUUCUUCACGCACGUCGGCAACAUUCUGAAACGCGGGCAGAUAACCUAUGAAUACGUACCUCUUCGGGACUAUUACCAUCGUCAUUCAAGAGCGCUGUUCUGGGAGAUUCAAGAUAUCGUGCCAUUCGGAAAUAAUAUCAUUUUCCGCUAUCUCUUCGGAUGGCUGCUCCCGGUCAAGGUGUCGCUACUGAAACUGACUCAGACUGAAACGGUGAAAAAGCUCUACGAAAACAAUCAUAUCAUCCAGGACCUGCUGGUUCCCACUAGUACCAUGAAAAAGUGCUGCGAGGAAUUUGAUCGACUGGUAAACGUCUAUCCGGUGUGGCUGUGUCCAUUCCUGUUGCCAAAUAACCCCGGAAUGCUUCAGCCGGCCAAGGGAAUGGCCAACGACUUGUACGUCGAUAUUGGAGUUUAUGGUGUACCGAAAAACCGGCGAUUCGAUCCUGUGGAGACGACAAGAGCUAUCGAAGAUUUGGUUGAGAAGUGUAAAGGAUUUCAGAUGCUGUAUGCCGACACAUAUAGAAGCCGGGACGAGUUUCGUCGAAUGUUCGAUCACGGUUUGUAUGAUAAGAUGCGUCAAAAGUACGGAUGCGAGAAUGCAUUCCCUGAAGUUUAUGGUAAAGUCAACAAGAAUGUUCGGGAUUGAAUUAAAGUCAUUUGGAUAUAUUUUAUUAUUAAUAUAUUUUUCUGAUCGUGUUGAAACUAACUUGUAUUGAUGUUUAAUACUAGAAGCUAUUUUUUCUUGAAAAUAUGGCGAUCAGUUUCUUGUCUUGAAAUGAAUUAACGAUCGCCUGAAAGCAAUUGGAUAUUUUUCCCAAAGCAUAAUAGGAAGUUGCUUUCAAUUUUACGAUGCGAUCUUUGCGAACUAAUUUGGAGCCUUUUCACCUGAAAUACAACAAGUCUUUUUCUUCUGAUGUAACUUCAAAAUAAUUGCCACUUAAAAUGUUUUA
This is a messenger RNA of Uranotaenia lowii, 1968 nucleotides long. Its product is annotated as delta(24)-sterol reductase-like. Gene Ontology annotation, biological process: steroid metabolic process. Gene Ontology annotation, molecular function: Delta24(24-1) sterol reductase activity; FAD binding. The record is from RefSeq and is a predicted model, not a curated record. Lineage: Eukaryota; Metazoa; Arthropoda; Insecta; Diptera; Culicidae. Gene Ontology annotation, cellular component: cytoplasm; membrane. Bases 150 to 1664 code for a protein of 504 amino acids. The transcript is spliced from 5 exons.